Messenger RNA from Pteronotus mesoamericanus, 3381 nucleotides. RefSeq names its product carboxypeptidase Z (gene CPZ). The transcript is spliced from 19 exons. Gene Ontology annotation, molecular function: protein binding; metallocarboxypeptidase activity; zinc ion binding. Gene Ontology annotation, biological process: peptide metabolic process; protein processing. The coding region runs from base 1 to 3381 and encodes 1126 amino acids. The record is from RefSeq and is a predicted model, not a curated record. NCBI's taxonomy places the organism in Eukaryota, Metazoa, Chordata, Mammalia, Chiroptera, Mormoopidae.
AUGUGGUUCACUGAAGGCGCGCAGAGCGGGUACCACUGGGUGGCCCUUGGCGCCUCGCUGAGCUCGGGUGGGGGCGGAGUGUCCCCCCUGCACCAGGGCAGCACGGUGGGCGACUUUGCAGAGCCAGAGCUCCUGAACCAGGCGCAGGCCCUGUGCCCGGCGCCGUGUGGCCCUGGCUGGGUCCCUUGUGGCAGCAGCAGCAGCAGCGUCACCGUGACGGUCACCGGCACUCUCAGCAGGCUGGGCCCUGAGAGACCGCACAUUCCUCGUGGCUGCCUGUUGGGGUGCUGCGCCUUUGAGGAGUGUGCCUUCGGGUCAGGGGCCGUGGCUGGGCUGGGGGCGCGGAGGGCACGGGCCCUGGGCUCAGGCUCGCCGGCCUUGCCACGCGCGCCCCCGUCGCUGGGGGGCGACGGGCCUCGCGUGCCAGCCGCGCCCGCCGCACUACGCCCUCCCCGCUGGCCUGGGCUGGAGCGUGCUUCCCGCGGGGCCGCCCAGGGCCACCUGGAGAAGCGCUCUGCAGAGCUGGCCAGCGGCGGGGCCGACCUUCCGCUGCGGGCAGAAGCGCUGGGCGGCCACGUGGACCGGGGCCCGUCCAGCCACGUCCAGGCUGCCGGCCUCUCCCGACACGGGCUGCCCGGGACCAGCACCUCGCCCGAGGGCUCCUCCUGGGGUCCUGGACGCUUCAUGGCCGAGAGGCUCCUGCCAGUGCUAUUCGGCGCCAUUGACACCUCUGGGCGCCACGGGCCCGGGAGCGGCGCUGCUGGCGGGCUGCUGGCGCGGGUGCUGGUCGUGUCGCUGCUGUCCAACGCGCUGGUGCUGCUCCGCUGGCCUACAGCGCCGACCGGCGCGCGCCUCUCGGGCGUCUCCCUGCCGAGCGCGUCGCAGGGCCACCUGCUCCUGGCGGCGCUCGAAACGCUGCUCCUCAGGCUGCUCCGCGUGCUGCGCGGGCCCAGCAUGUGCCAGGCCCUCCCCACGCCGCCGGCGCGCGCCACAUUACCACUCUGCGCUCCCAGUCUCACGUCGCUCACGGCGCUGUGGCCGGCGCGCUGCUACAGCUCGCGCGACGACCGUGUCUCCAUGCGGGCGCUCAUGCCGCUCGGGGACCUGCACCCUAGGUCCCCGCCCACGGCACCACCCAGCGACCCGACAGCUCUGGAGCUCCCGCGGGCACCGCCCCCUGCCCAGGCACCCUCGGGGGACAUCCACAUCCAAGACAAGCUGGGGCCUGGGGCACCCCCCCCAGGAGAGGAGGCCCAGAGCGGGGGGCUUGGCCUGGCUCACAGCCAGCAGGUCAACGGCCCCAGUCCUGGCCCAGAGUCAGGGGUUCUCAGCAGCGUCAGCUGGGCAUUGGGAGGUCCGCUGCCAGUGCCCUCAGGCUCGAGUGCCACAUCACGGCGCCGCCGCCUGCCGCCCACCAUGCCGCUGCCGCUGCUGCUGCUGCUCCGAGCCGCGCUGGCCGCCGCCUGGCCCGGGUGCGAGCCCGCCUGGGGCGCCGCGGGUGGCUGCCACGGGCCGUCGGCCCCAGACAGCGCCACGUGCGUGGACCUGCAGCUCAGCACCUGCAGGGACGCGGCCUACAACCGGACGGCCUUCCCCAGCCUGCUGGAGCACCAGACCCGCGAGGCGGUGGAGUCCAGCUCUGAGUACACGCUGCUGAGUGUCCUGCACCACCUCCUGGAGGGCCAGUGCAACCCCGACCUGCGGCUGCUGGGCUGCGCCGUGCUGGCGCCGCGCUGCGAGGGCGGCCAGGUGCGCCGGCCCUGCCGGCACGUCUGCGAGGCGCUGCGGGCUGCCUGCCAGGCCGCCUUCGACGCCAUCGACAUGGCCUGGCCCUACUUCCUGGACUGCGGCCGCUACUUCGGGGGCGAGGAGGAAGGCUGCUACGACCCGCUGGAGAAGCUGAGAGGAAGCCUGGACGUGGAGGAGGCGCCGCCCUCGGGUCUGCCGUUGACCUUCAUCGCCUUCACCCACCACCCCUACGCCCAGAUGGUGCGCCUGCUGACGCGGACGGCGGCCCGCUGCUCCCACAUCGCCAAGACCUACAGCAUCGGGCGCAGCUUUGACGGCAAGGAGCUGCUGGUCAUCGAGUUCUCGGCGCGGCCCGGCCAGCACGAGCUGAUGGAGCCCGAAGUGAAGCUCAUUGGCAACAUCCAUGGCAAUGAGGUGGCGGGACGGGAGAUGCUCAUCUACCUGGCCCAGUACCUGUGCUCCGAGUACCUGCUGGGCAAUCCCCGCAUCCAGCGCCUGCUCAACACCACCCGCAUCCACCUGCUGCCCUCCAUGAACCCCGACGGCUACGAGGUGGCGGCCGCCGAGGGCGCCGGCUACAAUGGCUGGACGAGUGGAAGGCAGAACGCGCAGAACCUGGACCUGAACCGCAACUUCCCCGACCUGACCUCCGAGUUCUACCGCCUGGUCUCCACCCGCGGCACGCGCACCGACCACAUCGCCAUCCCUGAGCACUACUGGUGGGGUAAGGUGGCCCCGGAGACGAAGGCCAUCAUGAAGUGGAUGCGGGCCGUUCCCUUCGUGCUCUCGGCCAGCCUGCACGGGGGCGACCUGGUGGUGUCCUACCCCUUCGACUUCUCCCAGGACCCCCAUGAGGAGAAGAUGUUUUCUCCCACGCCUGAUGAGAAGAUGUUCAAGCUGCUGGCCAGAGCCUACGCCGACGUCCACCCCAUGAUGAUGGACAGGUCGGAGAACAGGUGUGGGGGCAACUUCCUGAAGAGGGGCAGCAUCAUCAACGGCGCGGACUGGUACAGCUUCACGGGAGGCAUGUCCGACUUCAACUACCUGCACAGCAACUGCUUUGAGAUCACGGUGGAGCUGGGCUGCGUGAAGUUCCCCCCCGAGGAGGCCCUCUACACGCUCUGGCAGCACAACAAGGAGCCGCUCUUGAACUUCAUGGAGAUGGUGCACCGGGGCAUCAAAGGCGUGGUGAUGGACAAGUUUGGCAAGCCGGUCAAAAACGCCCGCAUUUCGGUGAAGGGGAUCCGCCAUGACAUCACCGCAGCUCCCGACGGCGACUACUGGAGGCUGCUUCCCCCAGGGACCCACAUCGUCAUUGCCCAAGCUCCUGGCUACUCCAAGGUCAUCAAGAAAGUCACCAUCCCUGCCCGGAUGAAGCGGGCCGGCCGCGUGGACUUUAUUCUCCAGCCUCUGGGGACUGGACCCAAGAAAUUCCUUCAGGGCCCUCGGAGAAGCAGGCCAGGGCUCCGUGACCCGCUGGGCGGCGCCGGCCCACACAGGGAGCCCGAGGAGCCGGGCCAGGAGCCGCUCGGGGCGCGGAGGCAGCCCGGCGCCGGUGAGAGCAAGCCCUGGUGGUGGUCCUACUUCACGUCGCUGAGCUCGGACAAGCCACGCUGGCUGCUCAAGUACUAG